AUGGCGUCGUCGCGUACACCUCUCCGUCCCGGAGUCUAUGCUCCCACCAUGACCUUCUUCAACCCCGACACUGAAGACCUCGAUGUCCCAACUAUCCGGCGCCAUGCCGUCCGCCUGGCCAAGGCCGGCCUGGUCGGUCUGGUUACCAUGGGCUCCAACGGUGAAGCCGUGCACCUGACCCGCGAAGAGCGCAAGACGGUCAUCCGCGAGACACGCUCCGCCCUGGUCGAGGCCGGGUUCGCCAACGUCCCUGUCAUCGCUGGCGCCAGCGAGAACAGCAUCCGCGGCACCAUCGAACUGUGCAAGGAAUGUGCCGAGGCCGGCGCCGAGUACGUUCUCAUUGUGCCCCCCAGCUACUACCGCUACGCCGUUGGCAACGAUGAGACGCUCUACGAGUACUUCACCGCCGUCGCGGACGGCUCCCCGCUCCCCAUCAUCCUGUACAACUAUCCCGGCGCCGUCGCCGGCAUCGACAUGGACUCCGACCUCAUCAUCCGCAUCUCGCAGCACCCCAACAUCGUCGGCACAAAGUUCACCUGCGCCAACACGGGCAAGCUCACCCGUGUCGCCGGCGCCCUCAACGCCAUCACUCCUCCUUCCCCGCUCGCCCCCGCAACAAAGAAGCCCUCCACCAAGCAGGUCGAAAACCACCCCUACAUUGCCUUUGGCGGUAUCGCCGACUUCACCCUGCAGACGCUGGUGUCUGGUGGCUCGGCGAUCCUGGCCGGCGGGGCUAACGUCAUCCCCCGUCUUUGUGUGCGGAUCUUCAACCUCUGGAGCGAGGGCCGGUUGACAGAGGCCAUGGAGGCGCAGCAGCUGCUCAGCAAGGCCGACUGGGUGCUCACCAAGGCGGCCAUCCCUGGCACCAAGAGUGCAAUCCAGAGCUACUAUGGCUACGGCGGGUACCCUCGGCGGCCAUUGGCCCGACUUAGCGAGGAGCAGGCGCAAGCGGUGGCGGAUAAGAUCAAGGAUGCCAUGGAGGUGGAGCGUUCAUUGCCUGACAUUGAAUAG
This is a messenger RNA of Aspergillus viridinutans, 1011 nucleotides long. RefSeq names its product dihydrodipicolinate synthase family protein. NCBI's taxonomy places the organism in Eukaryota, Fungi, Ascomycota, Eurotiomycetes, Eurotiales, Aspergillaceae. The transcript has a single exon. Gene Ontology annotation, molecular function: 4-hydroxy-tetrahydrodipicolinate synthase activity. Bases 1 to 1011 code for a protein of 336 amino acids. The record is from RefSeq and is a predicted model, not a curated record.